AUGAAAAGAAGCGUUGACAUGAUUUUCCACAUUCGAUAAUGAAUAAAUAUACCAAGAACUGCAUGUGUGCCAUGAACCCUUAUUGCGUGAUAUUUCACACAUGUCUGAGUGAGCCUGGGUGGUCUGGGGGGGUAUCCACACACAAACACGUUUUGUUCCUGAGUUAUUAAUACUUUGGUUUUAUUAACCUUAUUAAAUCUUGGUUUGUAAAAGGAAAAAAAUUCAGGCGAUAUCAAUAGCCAGAAUAUUAUUUCCCAAUCCGGUUCCUUUUUCAUUAGCGUUUCAUUUUAACCAACCUGAGAGAAAGAGAGACCAAGUGUCACCUUGCCAUCGCCCGGUUCACAACAACACUGGAGAGACUGUGGCAUUGUCGAUGUCUCUCUCUCUCUCUCUCUCUCUCUCUCUCUCUCUCUCUCUCUCUCUCUUUUGUAUUUUCAAGUUUCAACUAAAGCAAUGACUGAGAGAGAAGGGCAGGCCAAAUUCCACCAGCAAGCGUUUUUCUCCGACUCUAUACAAUUUUGAUUUGUUAGAAGUGUUUAAGAUAGAAAAACCCCACCCCACACUGAAGAAGAGCAAAGACCUAAGAGAGCUGCUGGCUGGGAAUCCACAAAAGGCUGGCCACCUUGGCCUGGGAUAAAAUGCCUAGCUCCUGGGUCAGUGGUUCUCAACCUGUGGGUCAGUAGCCCUUUGGGGGUCGCAUAUCAGAUAUUUACAUUACAAUUCGUAACAGUAGCAAAAUUACAAUUACAAAGUAGCAACACAGUAAGUUUGUGAAUGGGGGUCACCACAACAUGAAGGGAACCCCCAUUUUUAGUGGCAGCUCUAUGUUCUAUGCAAUGUCCCCACUCCUCAUCCUCAGGCUGAACUGAGCCCUGGGCUGCUUGAGACCUGUGAGGAGGCUUCUCCCUUCCUCCUCAGCUAUGCCCUCCGCCUCGUGGAGGAGGGGAAAGGAGAAGACAGAGUGAGAAAGAGAAACACGCAGACACAAAAGCUGGGAGGGGGCUGGGCUGGACACUGGAAGGCUUCUGUCAGGGAAAACACCCUUUGGUUUUAGGGAGUGGACAAUACCACCUGAUUUAUUUAAGCCAGACUUUAAAGGGGGUCUGAGCUUGGGGUGGCGUGGAAGGGGUACUCCUCACCCUGGGUGAUACAGGGUGGCAAAAUUGACCUAGUUUUUCUGUACUCUUUCACCCGGAAGUUCCCAGAAAAGCCACCCCAGGCAGGCAGGAACCUGAGGUCUGGGUGUUCUCUUUUGCUCCUAAAAUUAGCUGCAAAUUUUUAAAAGAAGAAAUCAGGCUACUUUGGGGCAUUGAAUAAAAUAUGGUCUUCCCAGAAGGCAGGACAGAAGGCACGCAGCCUGGGUCCGGCUGGGCACAGUGACUGAAACUUUAACUAUCCUCUGAAGCCAGAGAGCAUUUAGGGAACCGUCGUCUGCAAGUGGGCCUGCUCACCAUGGAGCAUUGCUCCCGGUGCUGCUGGUCCCCAAGAGCAGGGAACCAGGUCUUUGGUGAGAGUGCAAGAGGUGUCAUACACAGCCCUUCCAGCUUCCCAAGACAGUGGUCUCAGCCCGCGGGCCCCACCUCGUGGCCCCGCCUGCCCCCAGGAGCUGCUGAAGCUGAGGAGUCGCUGGCCCCAGGUUCAACUUCAAUAAGACCUAGCCAGCCCUUGAUCACAGGGCUCCUCUGACAGCCAUGCUCAAGCCCGGCCUAGUUGAGCCCGGGUCACCUGGGAAUAGGUUCAAAGGCAAGGAAGCUGUAAACCACCUCCAGGCCCCAGCAAGAGCGGCCUGGCGAACAAAGAGACCCCAAGCACUUCAAACGCUCUGUCGCUGAGAGUCCAGAUGGCAAAAAGGCCGUGGUCGGUGAUGUCUGUUCACUAAGGCCUGGCCCAAUGUUCUGCAUCCCUGAGCACCCCUGCCGUAGCUACCCACCAGUGCCCAGAGCAGGGGACUUCAGGAAGGGCCUGCCUCUCCCUAAUCUCCGAGUUCUGGGUUCACCACCCGCUCGCAAACGAAGCAGAGUGCAGAGACUGAGGCUGAGCCCUAAACCCGGACCCAGCACUUGGGCAGGGCCAGGCAGGCGGGCGUGGCGGGCACCCGGCGCUCCCGCAGAGGCUCGCUGUGGUACCUAGGCUUAAGGCAUUAAGAGGUAGGGUCUGAAAAGGUGUCCAAACCGAAGUUCAUCCAGAAGGUCGAAAUUAAAAAGGGUCCUCCAACUUGCAUUCUGGCCCGAGACGGGCGGCGUCUCUAUGGAUCCUAGAGGCGAGACUGUGGAGGUGGAUAUCUCUACCGACACGCGAGUGUCUGCCCUGCCCGGGGUCGUGGCUCUCUGCUUGCCUGCACAGCUCCACUCACUGCGGGCAGGAUCGCGUUGCUGACGGUGAGGUCUCAGUGCGCGCCCAAAGAGGCUCCCAGCUGCGUCCUUGGUCCACGGUGCACAUCUGGGCUUGGACUCGCCUCCUCCACCUCUCGUGGAGAUCCUGAACCCGGGCAGGGACCAAAUCUGCUCCACGAGGCUCAGACAAAGCCAGGGCCCGUUGAGUCUAGGAUCAGCACCGCUGAUUAGCGGCCCGCGGCUUAGGAAGCAGCGCAGACUGCACGCGCGGACCCGGCCUCCGAGAUGCCGGCCAUAGUUAGGGCCGAAAAAGAGGAGACAAAACUGAAAGUGCCGCCCCCCCUCCUUGGGGGGGGGCGGCCGGCGAAGGCCCCAGAACUUGUCCUGCCCCUGGCCACCGUGGCCAAUCAGCGCGCCGCCCUCGUUCCUGACAGCUAUUUAGCAACCCAGCCGGGAUAGAGUUUCCAAAAAAGUUAGAAUAACUUCCUCUCCCGGAGACCUCGGUUUUGCACAAGCCGGCCUCGAAAUUAGAGACUUUGCAGGCGACCCAGGAGCCUGUGCUCCGCGGUCGCGGGCUUGGCGAGUGGCGUGCGCUCGGCGCCCCCCAGCCCCACGCGCGCCGGGCGGGCGCCAUGGAGGAGGGAUCCAGCUCGCCUGUGUCCCCCGUGGACAGUCUGGGCACCAGCGAGGAAGAGCUGGAGCGGCAGCCCAAGCGCUUCGGCCGGAAGCGGCGCUACAGCAAGAAGUCAAGCGAAGAUGGCAGCCCGACCCCAGGCAAGCGCGGCAAGAAGGGCAGUCCGAGCGCGCAGUCCUUCGAGGAGUUGCAGAGCCAGCGCAUCCUGGCCAACGUGCGCGAGCGUCAGCGCACCCAGUCGCUCAACGAGGCCUUCGCCGCGCUGCGCAAGAUCAUCCCCACGCUCCCCUCUGACAAGCUCAGCAAGAUCCAGACGCUCAAGCUGGCCGCCAGGUACAUAGACUUCCUCUACCAGGUUCUGCAGAGCGACGAGAUGGACAAUAAGAUGACCAGCUGCAGCUACGUGGCUCACGAGCGUCUCAGCUACGCCUUCUCCGUGUGGCGCAUGGAGGGAGCGUGGUCCAUGUCCGCCUCCCACUAGCGCCGCGCCACCCACCUCCGGACCCGCACGCCAGGACCUGCCUGCACAUCUCAGGCAAAAGUGGAACCGGAUGCGUCCGCGGCUCUGACUUCUGGCACCUGGACAACCUCGUGGCUCCUCAUGCCCCCAGUGCCCAGCUGAGUGUUCAGAGGGGACAGCAAUGGCAAGGGACAGCGACCCAGGUUCACAUCCUUCUCAGAGAUACCCAUGGGAUGGGCACCAGCCUACCUGCCAGUGACUUUUGUGCCCUCAUCUCCUCACCAUUGGAUUCUCCUCCUGGGUUUUGGUUUUGGGGAGGGGGAUCUUUUUGGAAAGCUCUAGAUUCAGGAGUGCAUUUAUAAGGAUAUGUUGGAUUGUAUUUCCCUCUAAGUGCCUUUUUUAAUGUAUAUUUUUAAAUAAAACAGAAGUACAUUCUUGUAGAACCUGUUUAAACUGGACCAAGGCUCUCAGAACAAGAACCCAAGACCCCUCCCACCCCAGACCUCCCGUGACUGUUUCGAGGAAGCCUGGAAUUCUUGCUCGCACAUUCCUGCUCUUUAUCUCUCCAUGGCCUGCCCAGCUAGCCAUUUUUUAUAUUCCCUGUUCAGUGUAUAUGUUGCUUAUUUGUUUAUUUAUUGAGAUAUUUUACCAGCUAAGUGACUGCCACGCGCUGUGUAUACUGCUCCACACCCAGGAACAAUAAAGAGGCCCGCACAGCCCUGC
Messenger RNA from Alexandromys fortis (reed vole), 4150 nucleotides. RefSeq names its product twist family bHLH transcription factor 2 (gene Twist2). The transcript has 2 exons. The record is from RefSeq and is a predicted model, not a curated record. The coding region runs from base 2966 to 3448 and encodes 160 amino acids. Gene Ontology annotation, biological process: developmental process; regulation of transcription by RNA polymerase II. Lineage: Eukaryota; Metazoa; Chordata; Mammalia; Rodentia; Cricetidae. Gene Ontology annotation, molecular function: DNA-binding transcription factor activity, RNA polymerase II-specific; RNA polymerase II transcription regulatory region sequence-specific DNA binding; protein dimerization activity.